AAGUCGAAGUUGGUCAGCCAGCAGUUUGGGGUGCGAACCAACUAAAUAACACCACUGCCAACGAGUAUCGGGACGACUAUUAUUCUUUGCUCUCUCUUUGCUUACCUUCCCGGGAACGAAUUUUUGGGUUACGAACUUCACUAAGGACCUACUCUAUUUCGCGAUUCCUCUUGCGAUCGGGUACCGCUGGCCAAAGGUCAUAUUCGACAACCGACAGUCGUGGGGAAAGAAGAGGCUGUUGACUUCCCACCUGUCAACUGGAAGAGGCGGAAAUUUGGACGGCUGGCGUCUUUCCGCAUCAAUUCCUUAGAAUGGAAGCCGCCACUACCAGCUUUGCUUUACGUAGACCAGCGGCUGACACGCUCCCUCCUUUUCAGCUACCGAUUCGAGGACUAGAUGUCCAGGUCCCUAGUAUGGCGGAUUUUCCUUAUAAUCCAGUUCACACUCCACCCUCCCGCACAUCCUCUCCCAUUGCUCUCGGAUACAAUUCCAACAAGGCACCAUGUACACAGUAUGAUCAACGAAGACAAAGCUACAACAGUCUGACAUCCUCCACAGGAGUGACUGGAAGUCAAAGUAUCAGCCCACUCUCGUCGAGCGUCAACAGCGGUAGCUCGCGGACUUCACAACCAGGACAGCAAGCGGUGACCGCAUAUACUCAGGACUCCUGGUAUACUCCACCCGUGUCUGUGGCUUCGCCCUAUUCCUCCAGUCCGGUGAACCAGGGACUUAUGCAACCCAAUUACAACCGCACGAGCUACCCUCCCGUCGGCUCCACAUACCCUCGAAGUUCGCAACCUUCGACGACGGCAGAGGGACUGACAGCUACCUCCGCAUACGAUAGUGGCUCUUCGUCUUUUCCUCUUCCCGUAUCAGGGGGCGGCGUUGGCCCUCCUACCAUCCUUUCGCCGCCCUCACACCAACAUCAACCUCCUUUACGAACCUCGAUAAUGAGCAGCAGCCAUGGGCAAGGAUCGCAACCACAUACUCCUUCCACAACAGGCCCCUCAGAUCCCUACGCGCGGUCUCAGACAAGUUCUAGUUAUUACCACCAACCGCCUCCGCCAUCGACGCAAUCUUCCUUCUCUUCCUUUACAUCUACCCACAACUCGCCUCCACUAACAUCACCGACAACAGGAGGAGGGCUAUCGAGAGGGAUCUCGUCGCUGAGUCCGCACCACCACCAGCAUUCUCCGAUACAGGCGCCGCAUUACUCACAUCCACCAUACCCCUACCGCCCACAUCCUCCAGCACUGGCAGGGGCAGUUUUGACGAACAUGCAAAACCCAGGAGGCCAGGUUGCUCUUGUAGGCGGUAUGAACCAUAUACCCCCCCAAUAUCACCAUUCCGGAUCACUUCUUGGUUCUAUGUACCAUCCCCAUGGGGCAGCGAAUUCCCAGCAGGAUCGCCCCUUCAAAUGCGAUGAAUGUCCCAUAUCUUUUAAUCGGAAUCACGAUCUAAAGAGACACAAGCGAAUUCACCUUGCAAUUAAACCUUUCCCCUGCACUUUUUGCGACAAAAGCUUUUCCAGAAAGGAUGCUCUAAAGCGGCAUAGACUUGUCAAAGGCUGCGGGACAGGGAAAAGUUCACCGAAUGGUGGAAAUCGAAAUACGCCUCCGGAGGACUCAAGACGCGGCUCUGAUGGACCUUCAAGCUCUGCACUAGGAAUCAAGGAAGAGCCAAUGUAAAAUUUAAAGCGUAGUUUCAUACUACAGCAUCCUAUUGAGUGAGGCUUUGCUCCGGGAGCACGAUCGUCGGGCGAGGGUUACGUUAAGAUCAGACCGGUACGGCCAAGAAUCGCGAGUAUUCAUUA
Molecule: messenger RNA, 1813 nt
Organism: Hypoxylon trugodes
Lineage: Eukaryota; Fungi; Ascomycota; Sordariomycetes; Xylariales; Hypoxylaceae
Exons: 2
Coding region: 312-1688 (458 amino acids)
Biological process (GO): regulation of transcription by RNA polymerase II
Cellular component (GO): nucleus
Molecular function (GO): DNA-binding transcription factor activity, RNA polymerase II-specific; RNA polymerase II cis-regulatory region sequence-specific DNA binding
Source: RefSeq, a predicted model, not a curated record